AUGCGUCACUUCGACACCUGGGUCCUCCGCGACCCCUAUUCAAUCUGGCACUACUACCCAACAGGCCAUCGCUGGCGCGACACAGUCCGCGACCUAAUCCAAUCGCGCGCAAUCUGCUCCCCAGAAACCCCAAGCAACCAAGGCUUCAAUCAAUCGCCCAUAAACCCCUAUGCAAACUCCCAACCCCAAUCCCCACUCCUCCGCCUCCCCGCCGAACUGCGCCAAAUGAUCUGGUCCUACGUCCUAACAAACGACUCCGAUCCAAACACCCCAACCCCCCAAACUCUCCAUCUAGUCCAAUUAAAAGGAAAAAUCAAACACGUACGAUGUAACUCUCCAAAGCCAAUCCCUCCAAAUACACCAGCCCGCCCCGCCCAAACAGCCCCCGAUCAACCAAACCCAGCCCUAACCCAUAACCGCCACUGCUGCCCCACGACCCCAGCCCGCUGGCGCAUCUACGACGGCCGCGUCCCAGGCCACAGCGACAGACUGCUCUACCCACACACGCAUGCAGACCUCCCCUCAACACUAAGCAACAGCAACGUCUCCUUCCUGCGCGUCUGCCGCUCCAUCCACGCAGAAGCACAGUCCAUACUGUACAAAGCGUCUGUCUUCGACGUAGACGAUCUCUACACGUUCAUUGCAUUUUCCAGCUCGCUGUCGCCAAUUGCGCGGAGCUCAAUCCACAGAUUAACUGUCCAAUGGAUGCCUGUAUGGAUUCCGAUGGCCGGGCUCGAUCACAAGGGGUCUAUCUAUGCGCAUACGCACAGCGAUGAGCUCUGGGCUCAGUUUUGGGGUGCUGUUUCCCAGCUCGGCGGGUUGAGGGAGUUGGGGCUGAGUUUGGACUUGGGGAGAUUUACCGGUGUGCUUGGGAGUGGUGGGGGAACUGUUGUUUCUGGGCAGAGGAUUCCGUUUGGGAUGGGGGAGGGAUGGGUUAAGCCUUUGCUUGGGGUUGCGGGGUUGAGGAGUUUUGAUUUGGCGGUUACCGCUAGAUGUGAUCUUAUUGCCAGGGGGGUUGUGGAGAGUGACUUGGUUAAGGAGGUUGGGGAGUUGAGGGAUGGUUUAAGAGAGAUAUUGUAUAAGCCGAGAGAGGUUGGUGGUGGGUUGGGGUUGAAGAGGGGGGUGGAGUGUGCUUUGGAAGGCGGGAAGAAGGAGAGGAGGGUAAGAUUGGCUAUUACUGCUGCUUGA
Penicillium soppii is the source of this 1188-nucleotide messenger RNA. RefSeq lists its product as uncharacterized. The coding region runs from base 1 to 1188 and encodes 395 amino acids. NCBI's taxonomy places the organism in Eukaryota, Fungi, Ascomycota, Eurotiomycetes, Eurotiales, Aspergillaceae. The record is from RefSeq and is a predicted model, not a curated record. The transcript has a single exon.